This is a messenger RNA of Penicillium chermesinum, 1440 nucleotides long. RefSeq lists its product as uncharacterized. Gene Ontology annotation, molecular function: RNA binding. The record is from RefSeq and is a predicted model, not a curated record. Bases 1 to 1440 code for a protein of 479 amino acids. The transcript has 5 exons. Lineage: Eukaryota; Fungi; Ascomycota; Eurotiomycetes; Eurotiales; Aspergillaceae.
AUGGCUGAGAACGUUCCGGCAUCUACCCCUUCCUCCUUGCCGGCGCCUCAGGCUGCUGCGGGGGCUCAGAACCAGCAGUUCGAUGCCGCCCAGGGCAAUGGCCAGACGAACCCAUCCCACAUGCCUCCGCCUCCGCGUCCCCCGGUGAUUAUCCCCCAGACCAAUCCUAUCCCGACAGCCAUUACCUCGCCGCUGUCGGGCAACAUGAUGUCGCCUACAAGCGCAGGUGGCUAUGUUCGUCGCGCCGCGCCUGAGCCUAACAAGCGAGCUCUCUACGUUGGCGGCCUCGAUCCCCGGGUGACAGAGGACAUUCUCAAGCAAAUCUUUGAGACAACUGGCCACGUGGUUAGCGUCAAGAUCAUCCCAGACAAGAAUUUCAACAGUAAGGGAUACAACUACGGCUUUGUCGAGUUUGACGACCCUGGAGCCGCUGAGCGAGCCAUGCAAACUCUCAACGGCCGUAGAAUUCACCAAUCGGAAAUCCGCGUCAACUGGGCCUAUCAAUCGAACAGCACCAACAAGGAGGAUACUUCGAACCACUUCCACAUCUUUGUCGGUGACUUGAGCAAUGAGGUGAACGAUGAUGUCUUGCUCCAAGCAUUCUGUGCUUUUGGCUCGGUUUCCGAGGCUCGCGUAAUGUGGGACAUGAAGACCGGUCGAUCGCGCGGUUACGGAUUUGUUGCCUUCCGAGAGCGCCAAGAUGCCGACAAGGCGCUGAACGCUAUGGACGGAGAAUGGCUUGGGUCUCGUGCCAUCCGCUGCAACUGGGCGAAUCAGAAGGGCCAGCCUUCUAUCUCUCAGCAGCAGGCUAUGGCUGCCAUGGGAAUGACCCCUACCACUCCAUUCGGCCACCACCACUUCCCUACCCAGGGCAUUCAAAGCUAUGACAUGGUUGUCCAACAGACCCCUCAGUGGCAGACCACCUGCUACGUUGGUAACUUGACACCAUACACGACGCAGAAUGACUUGGUCCCCUUGUUCCAAAACUUUGGGUACGUCCUUGAGACUCGACUCCAGGCUGACCGCGGAUUCUCCUUCGUGAAGAUGGAUUCACAUGAAAAUGCUGCUAUGGCGAUUUGUCAGCUCAAUGGCUACAACGUCAAUGGACGUCCCUUGAAGUGCAGUUGGGGCAAGGACCGUCCUCCCACCGGCCAGUUUGAUGGCUUUUCGCCCCAGCAAGCAAAUGCAGGGUUCAACAGCAGCCCUGCUGGCUUCUUUCCUCAGUACGGAGGCCCUCCUGCCAACCCUAUGGCCCAAGGUCCCGCGCCUGCUGGGCGAGGCUGGGAUCAACAGGGCGCCAACUUUGGCGGUCCUGGCAUGCCUGGCCAGAGUUAUCCUCAAGGAAAUGCCGCUGGUUAUGGCCGUGGUCAGCCCAUGUCCCCGUCUGGUAACUGGGACCAGUCCAACAACAACAACUUCAACGGAGCCUACCAGGCGUAG